AUGAAGGCGCCUUACAUGAUGCGUAGGAUCACACAUCUCCACCUCGUCUCUACCGUCUCGGUUUCUCUGCUCGACCACCUCCUGUGUCUCACUCACCUGGCCAUGACGUGGAGUACCGGCACCUCUCGUACCGUAGCCCCGCUCGCCCUGGCCUUGCCCACUCUUAAGAUGCUCGUCUUCGUGGUGCAUUCUCGCGCUGCAAGGCCAGUUAGGGAGAUGGCUAAAGGAUAUACAAGUAUGCUCCGGAGAAAGGAAGGGAGGGUCUGGUUCCUAGAGACAGAUAAGAGCAAGUUGAGGGAAAAUUGGGAAUAUGAAGGUAAGGGUGGCCCGAGCCUCUGGGACCGUGCGAUACGGCAGACCACGAAUUGGGAGGUGAGUCACUGUAUUUUGUGA
This is a messenger RNA of Heterobasidion irregulare TC 32-1, 393 nucleotides long. RefSeq lists its product as uncharacterized. Bases 1 to 393 code for a protein of 130 amino acids. The record is from RefSeq and is a predicted model, not a curated record. The transcript has a single exon. Lineage: Eukaryota; Fungi; Basidiomycota; Agaricomycetes; Russulales; Bondarzewiaceae.